GCCGCCAGCGGCGUGGGCUGCGCCUUUGUGCGCAUGGCCAGGAUCGACGCGGCGGAGGAGGCUAUUGCAGAGCUGCACGAGCAGAGGGUCCUGAUCCCCGAGCAGGCGGAUUUGGGUCCCAUGCAGGUAGCCUUUGCCAAAGGCGAGGCCAUUCGUUUAGGUCUGGAUGAGAAAGAAGAGAUCCUGCCAAGUUUCAAGGAAGCUCGGCAAAAGGUGGUGGAGCAUCAGGAGAAGAAGGUAUUCUUCGAAAAGAUGCAGAAACAGCAGGAGGAAUUGUAG
This is a messenger RNA of Effrenium voratum, 279 nucleotides long. The record is from the annotation of a GenBank genome assembly. NCBI's taxonomy places the organism in Eukaryota, Dinophyceae, Suessiales, Symbiodiniaceae.